Priapulus caudatus is the source of this 1443-nucleotide messenger RNA. Its product is annotated as glutamate receptor ionotropic, delta-2-like. The coding region runs from base 1 to 1443 and encodes 480 amino acids. Gene Ontology annotation, molecular function: ligand-gated monoatomic ion channel activity. NCBI's taxonomy places the organism in Eukaryota, Metazoa, Priapulida, Priapulimorpha, Priapulimorphida, Priapulidae. The record is from RefSeq and is a predicted model, not a curated record. Gene Ontology annotation, cellular component: membrane. The transcript is spliced from 2 exons.
AUGGAGAUAGUGCGCGAGCACGAGCGACGACAGCGCGACACCGGCGCCACCUACCAGCUUAACGGCGCGCACAUCAGCGCCGCCUACUGGGAGAACCCGCACAGCCCGCGCACGGACGCCGUCUGGCUGCAACUAUGCACACUAACGCUCGACGCGCUCUCUCAGUAUCUCAACUUCACGUACGCGAUCUCGCGCAUCUCCGCACACACCGACCCCAUCGCUCUCGUGCAUGCCAACCGCGUCCAACUUCUCGUCAACUUCCUCGCCGUGACACCCAACCGCAGCCGCUACGUCACCUUCCUCGAGCCUUUCAUCUACUCACAUAAGACCUUCCUCGUGCGCGCCUCCCCUCCCGCCCCCGGCUUCUCCCUCCUCGGUCCCUUCGACGCUCUCACCUGGUCGCUUCUCCUCGCGGUCGCCGUGAUGACGGCCGUUGCAAUGGCGAUGAACGGGCGUCUGUGUCUGCCGUGUAUGACGUGGGGCGACGCGCGGCGGCGGGUGGACGCACGCGCCAUCACCGACCUGUUGAAGUACUACGUGCGGUACGUGUUCGGCGCGCUGGUACGGCAGGGCGGGCCCUGGCUGCCGGCGGCGGCGCCCGUGCGCACCGUGCUAGCAGCGUGGUGGCUGUUCGCAAUCUGCGCGUCGACGAUCUACAGUGCGUCACUCGUCUCCCUGCUGACGGUCGUCCGCGUGCGCGAACCCUUCACCUCCAUCCCCGCGCUCUUGCGUCACCCCGCGAUGACCCCCGUCGUCGUCGCUGGUCAGUCGGUCGUCGAACAACUGGCGACGAGUCCGGCGAACUCGUCGCUGCAUCGGCUGUUGGAGCGUGUAGCCGCCGCGGCGCCGCGCUCCGUCGCGAAAUCGCUCCCCGAGGGGCUCCGGCUCACGCUGCUCGGUAACCACACGCUGAUAGGAAACGCGCUCGAACUGAAGCUGCUGAUCAUAGAGGAAGCCGAGGCCGUGUUCUCCCACGAAGACGACGGGGAGGUCACGUGCGCGCUGAUGCUGUCGUCGGUCGAGAUGCUGCCGACUAGGAUGGCGUGGAUGGUCCCGCGCGGGAGCCCGUACGUGCGCUCGCUCAACAACGGUAUACGCGCAGCGAUAGAGAGCGGCCUCAGAGAUAAGUGGCUGCACGAGGCGCUGCCUGACCGACUGGAGCUGUGCAGACGACCGCGCAAGAACAUCGCCGUGACGACGCGGCAGCUGACAUCUGUUGACCUCUCCGGGGCAAUCUCCGUGCUUGUGUACGGGGGCAUCUCCGCGGUGGUGGUGUUGUGUCUGGAGAAAUUUAUCUACCACGCGCACAACGCGCUCAGUGAGGGCCAGCAGUGGCAGCGGCGCCGUCAGCGUCUGCUUCUGAUGCCUGUCGCCAUGGUUACAGACGACGCGGCGCCGCAGCACCGGGCAGAGAGCGGCACUGUCGACCGCGUCGACAUAUAG